Messenger RNA from Lucilia sericata (common green bottle fly), 1275 nucleotides. RefSeq lists its product as uncharacterized. Lineage: Eukaryota; Metazoa; Arthropoda; Insecta; Diptera; Calliphoridae. The record is from RefSeq and is a predicted model, not a curated record. Bases 1 to 1275 code for a protein of 424 amino acids. The transcript has a single exon. Gene Ontology annotation, molecular function: nucleic acid binding.
AUGCCAUUUCUCGAUGAAAAUGGUAUAAUUAGAGUUGGAGGUCGCUUACAAAACUCUACUUUGAGUUACAAUGUAAAGCAUCCAAUAGUAUUAGCUAAAUCGAAUCCACUCUCAGAGUAUAUAAUCAAAGACUCACACGAGAGAACUUUGCAUGGUGGUAUUACACUUACCAUGUCUGUUGUGAAUCGUAAAUUUUGGAUUGUUUCUGGAAACCAAUUGGCAAAAUCCAUAAUUUAUAAAUGCAUGAAAUGUUUUAGAUAUUCAGCUAAAACUUCACAACAAGUUAUGGGUAAUUUACCAUAUGUUCGUCUAAAUGUUGCAAGACCCCUUAAGCAUAGUGGUGUUGACUAUGCAGGUCCAAUAACACUUAAGAACUCAACAUUAAGAUCCGCAGUGGUUUCCAAAGGUUACAUAUGUUUAUUUGUGUGCAUGGUCACAAAGGCCAUACACCUGGAAGCUGUUUCAGACCUUUCUACAAAUGCUUUUCUGGCUGCAUUUAAACGUUUUGAGUCCCGACGAGGAGCGUGCUCCGAUAUCUAUACAGAUUGCGGGACAAAUUUUGUAGGAGCUUCAAAGGAACUCCAAAUUCUAUACAACCGAAAUAUAAAAUCUUUGCCAAAUGAUUUGCGCCAGGCAUUAAGUUUAAACUGUACUAACUGGCACUUCAUUCCACCAGCCUCACCAAAUUUUGGUUGUUUAUGGGAGGCUGGUGUAAAAUCGGUAAAACACCACUUAAAACGUAUCACGAAUAAUAGACUUUUAAGCUUUGAGGAACUGGUAACUCUGCUUUGCCAAAUUGAAAGUUGUUUAAACUCUCGGCCAUUAUGCCCUCUAUCUUCAGACCCUUCCGAUUUUGAUGCGCUUACCCCUGCGCACUUUCUUGUAGGAGAACCAUUACAAUGUGUCCAAGAGGAGAAAUUGCUUGAUCAAAACAUCAAUCAUCUUACUCGCUGGAAAUCCGUAGAAUUAUUAAAACAACAUUUCUGGAAAAGGUGGUAUAGAGAAUAUUUUAACCGUCUUCAAGCACGCCCGAAAUGGUUGAAGAUCAAUGCAAAUCCUAGGAUUGUAGAAUUAGAGCUCAUUGCUGAUGAAAGAUGCGGUCCAGGACAAUGGCUACUUGGUCGUAUCAAAGAUGUUCAUCCAGGUUCUGAUGGGCUAAUAAGGGUGGUAUCUGUUCAAACUAAAAAUAAAGUAAUGAAACGACCAAUAUCUAAGAUUUCUUUUCUUCCAGACAAAUCACCAGAUUGUACCGUUAAAAACAACUCGCACAAGUAA